Molecule: messenger RNA, 3692 nt
Organism: Panthera uncia (snow leopard)
Lineage: Eukaryota; Metazoa; Chordata; Mammalia; Carnivora; Felidae
Gene: ANGPTL2
Product: angiopoietin like 2
Exons: 6
Coding region: 600-2081 (493 amino acids)
Source: RefSeq, a predicted model, not a curated record
UUGCACUGGUGGGUGGAGAGAAGUGCCUGCAGCCAACCAGGGUCAGGCUGUGCUCACAGUUUCCUCCGGCAGCAUGUAAAGGCUCCACAAAGGAGUGGGGAGUUCAAAUGAGGCUGCUGCAGACGGCCUGAGGAUGGACCCCGAGCCCUGAGCCGCCCUGCCCGAGCCCCGGAUCUGCAGAGCAUGGCACUGAGGCAGCCGCUGGCCCCCGCCGUGAAAGGAGGCAGGUUGUAAGUGGCCCCCCGCAGGACCCCCGCCCCCGGCCAGCCCCCGCCCCAUCAUCCCUGGCCCAAGCCCGGCCGCGGAGCAGAGCAGAGCAAGCAGAGGCCAGUGAGGCAGGGCUGCUCGGCGGCCAGUCCGGCCUGCGACUCGGGGACCCCUCCUGGAGGCCAUGGACAGGCUGCCCUUCUGACGGCUGGGGUAAAGCAUGUGAGGAGCUGCCCCGGGGAGCCAAGCAGGAGUGAAGAGGAUCACUCUGGCUGCUGGGUUGAAGAUAAACUGCAAGAAGCAAGGGCAGGGGCAGGUCCAGCAGCAGACCAGGUCGGCCCAGGUUUUCACAGGCUCCGUUCGCCAAGGGGAACCACCAUUUUGCAAGGACCAUGAGGCCGCUGUGCAUGACAUACUGGUGGCUGGGACUGCUGGCUGCCGUGGGGGCAGCGGCAGGCCAGAAGGAAGGCUUGGAGGGCGCCGAGGAGGGCUCGCCCGGCGAGUUCAUUUACCUGAACAGGUACAAGCGGGCCGGCGAGUCUUCGGACAAGUGCACCUACACCUUCAUCGUGCCCCAGCAGCGGGUCACGGGCGCCAUCUGCGUCAACUCCAAGGAGCCCGAGGUGCUCCUGGAGAACCGGGUGCACAAGCAGGAGCUGGAGCUGCUCAACAGCGAGCUGCUCAAGCAGAAGCGGCAGAUUGAGACACUGCAGCAGCUGGUGGAGGUGGACGGCGGCAUCGUGAGCGAGGUGAAGCUGCUGCGCAAGGAGAGCCGCAACAUGAACUCGCGGGUCACGCAGCUCUACAUGCAGCUCCUGCACGAGAUCAUCCGCAAGCGGGACAACGCGCUGGAGCUCUCCCAGCUGGAGAACAGGAUCCUCAACCAGACGGCCGACAUGCUGCAGCUGGCCAGCAAGUACAAGGACCUGGAGCACAAGUACCAGCACCUGGCCACGCUGGCCCACAACCAGUCCGAGAUCAUCGCGCAGCUCGAGGAGCACUGCCAGCGGGUGCCCGCGGCCAGGCCCAUGCCCCAGCCGCCCCCCGUCACCCCACCCCGGGUCUACCAGCCGUCCCCCUACAAUCGCAUCAUCAACCAGAUCUCUACCAACGAGAUCCAGAGCGACCAGAACCUGAAGGUGCUGCCUCCCCCCCUGCCCACCAUGCCUACCCUCACCAGCCUCCCGUCCUCCACAGACAAGCCGUCGGGCCCGUGGAGAGACUGUUUGCAGGCCUUGGAGGAUGGCCACGACACCAGCUCCAUCUACCUGGUGAAGCCAGAGAACACCAACCGCCUCAUGCAGGUGUGGUGUGACCAGAGGCACGACCCUGGGGGCUGGACCGUCAUCCAGAGGCGCCUGGACGGCUCUGUCAACUUCUUCAGGAACUGGGAGACAUACAAGCAAGGGUUUGGGAACAUCGAUGGCGAGUACUGGCUAGGCCUGGAGAACAUCUACUGGCUGACGAACCAAGGCAACUACAAACUGCUGGUGACCAUGGAGGACUGGUCUGGCCGCAAAGUCUUUGCAGAAUAUGCCAGCUUCCGCCUGGAGCCCGAGAGCGAGUAUUACAAGCUGAGGCUGGGGCGCUACCAUGGCAAUGCUGGUGACUCCUUUACUUGGCAUAACGGCAAGCAGUUCACCACCCUGGACAGAGACCAUGACGUCUACACAGGAAACUGUGCCCACUACCAGAAGGGAGGCUGGUGGUAUAAUGCCUGUGCCCACUCCAACCUCAACGGGGUCUGGUACCGUGGGGGCCAUUACCGGAGCCGCUACCAGGAUGGAGUCUACUGGGCUGAGUUCCGAGGAGGGUCCUACUCGCUCAAGAAAGUGGUGAUGAUGAUCCGGCCCAACCCCAACACCUUCCACUAAGCCAGCUCCCUCCUGACCUCUCACGGCCAUUGCCAGGAGCCUGACCCGGCCAUGCUGGCCCCGGCACUAGGAACAACUCCCCGCCAGUUCACCUUGGGGCCGGGAGGAUGGGGCCGCCGGAUUCUGUUUACCCGAUCGCUGCGGCAGAUGAUGGAAUGGAAUCAAUACAGUAUUCUCUGUCCCUACUGCUUUUCUUCACAUCAGACAGACCCUCGUGUUUCCACACAGGACAGAACUACAGACAAGUCCUUCUUUAAAUACAUUAAAUCCCUACAAUAAAAACCCAACUGCAAAAUACCUUCGUAAUAUACAUACGCAUGAGCUGAGCUUAUGCACAUGUGUGUACACCACACAUAUAUGCAUUUAGAUACAUACCACGUGUACUAUAUCUAGACACGUAUAUAGGUUUGGUUAUAUACCUAAAUGCACAGACAUUCAAUUCUCAGAUGUUGAAGUUGUUACCAACAGCUUUGCUCUUCGGCGAAAAGCACUGCAUUCACAUGGUGUUACUCGAAUCUGAGAGCAGAUCACAGACUAUGUAGCUCUAAUUCAAAGAAUAACCCUUGGUGUCCACGUGCCUGAAUUUUUCCAGGAGUGUCUACAUGCGAUUCACUCACAUAGGGGUUCCCUACUUCCUCGCUAAAGAACCCUUUGGGCACCUGAUCAAAUUUCAACAUCCCCUUCCCUCUCCAUUUCUAUACCUUCCCCCAUUCUCAGGACUUUUUCUCCAUCCAUCCAUCCAUCCAACCAUCCAUCCAUCCACUUAUUCAUCCAAUACCAUUCAGGAAGUACCUUCUGUACCAGUCGUUGGCCACUCACUGAGGUUCCAGGCACCUUCUCUGCUCUUCUCUACCCUUCAUACCCACUCCUUACCUUUUCUGUCAUAUCAUCCUUUCUUUCCAGGCAAGCCUCUGAGUAGGAGACAGUUUGGGCUCCAGGUUUCUGGUCAGGAAAGGGAAGGCCAGGCCCCAAAGCUAACUCCCGGCCACGUAGAUGAUGUACUCGCAGUUUUGUAUGUUCCGUUCACACUUUAGCCUACAUGUCAUUUUAACCAUCACAGAAAUAAUAACCUACCUUGCCCAGGAGAUACUCAAGUGAAGAGAAGUCAUCCCCCGAUCAUUGGGGCCCCCGAAUGGCUACAGACCAAAGGUCCCGUGCUCUCAGGCUGACUAGAGUCCGCAUCUCGUCCCCAAACUACACUUCUCUGGAGUACAGGUGCCACAAAAAUGACAACUGGCCGCUUCUCAUGAGCUCCUGAAUAACCAGGAGCCACCGGACCCCUUGGCUGGUGCGUUGCAGCGUGGUGGCUUUCUGAGUCCUGUUGGCCGCGAAGUGUCAGACUCAGUACUACCGGGACUCUUGCCAAGCAGGGAGCAAGAGAGGAGUCAGGAAGGUGAGACCGUCCCCGGUGGGCGUGUGAAUGGGGGUGUGUGAGAUGUUGGAACGUUUGGUACUGUCCAUGUCUGGGUGUGUGCCUAUUACCUCAGCAUUCCCACAAAGUGUACCAUGUAGCAUGUUUUGUGUAUAUAAAAGGGAGGGUUUUUUUUAAUAUAUUCCCAGAUUAUCCUUGUAAUGACACAAACCUGCAAUAAAAGCCAUCAGUGCUAUUUG